Molecule: messenger RNA, 1392 nt
Organism: Pyricularia grisea
Lineage: Eukaryota; Fungi; Ascomycota; Sordariomycetes; Magnaporthales; Pyriculariaceae
Exons: 4
Coding region: 1-1392 (463 amino acids)
Source: RefSeq, a predicted model, not a curated record
AUGCCAGAGGGUAGCUGCUGUGCCAUUUGCGGCGGCCACUUUUACGCCGGAUAUCACGAUCGACUCCCGUCAUCUUCUUUUCGUGACCUAGGCGGAAAGGUGAAAAGUGACCCGUUGAAGCAGCUAAACCUGCAAAAUCAUGUUGAAGAUGGGCAAGGGUCUCGGCGAUUGGGGCGACCUGGGCGAACGCAUCGUGGUUUGCGCACGUCAGCAUCCACAGCGGCCCGCUGUCAUUCUGGAGAGACGUCAUCGCCACCUAGCUGGCCUGGUUCUUCGAGCUCCAAGACAGCCUCGCCGAGGAGCAGCCCGAUGAUAUUGCGACAAAACCCAAAAGCUUAUGCACCGCGUGCGAUUGCUCUACAUCUGGGUAGACACCAUCUGGAAACUCCGCCUGCGCUGGGGAACUCGCGGGCUCCGGAUGGGAGCAAGCUAUGCUCCUCGGCGGCCAAGAUCUGGAAGAGAUUCACGGUGACCAACAAUGAGGGGCUUUCCCUGCUAGGCGAUGAGGACAACUUUAUCUUUGUCGAGGGUUGGCAGGAUACGACGAAGUUUCAAGGGUUCGAGGCCUUUUGCCGGGCAACGGAUGCUUGGCUGGUCGGCCUUGGUGUUACCACCGAGGGCCGAGAGCCGCGAAGGAUCAGGGCGACUGGCGAUGUGGAUGGAGUGCAGGUUGUCGGUUCGGUAGCAACCGUGCCCGCAGGCGACUGGAUUUGCGGUAUAUUGCUGCAUAUUCCCGCUAUUGACAUUGUCGGGGCCGUCUCCGGUGAUAGGAAGACUUCUGUCAAGUGCCUAACGGUAUGUGCUAUCAUGUCGGGGCUCUCUGAGCCACAGAUGCAGGUUUUUAACUCCCAGCUCCCUUGGACCAUAUCCAAGACGGACAACAGCCAUGGAACUCUGCCAUUUGCUGACAUCGGACUUGUCACUCUGUGGGAUAGCGAGCUCGGAGGCGGCGAUGACGAUGGCAACAACGACAACAACAACAAUGACAACGGCAUUCGUCCCAACGGCACCGCCCACCUGCGCAGCGACGAAAUGGCCAUCGACCACGUCCUCUGGUCUCAGCCGGCAACGCUCCACUUCACCCGGCCGUACUACAACAACCACUCGCUACGGAUUGUGAACUACGAUGCACGACGAGCGGAUGCAGAACUCUUAGAGGUCGGCGACGACCUCGCGCCUCAUGAAGUUUUGCUGUGGGCUGCAGACGCAUCUGAAAUCGCCCAGCUGAAACGCGUCUUCAUCUUCAUCGCGUACUCGGACGAGGUGGACAAGACGCACUUUGGCAUGUUUGACAUCUGCGGGUUGGCCGUGGAAUACCUCGAUUGUCAUCCCGACGAGGGCAGGCUCGUCGGUCGCAUGGGGGAGGGAAUCUGGCUCCAUGGAGCAGGUUGA